AUGUAUUUUCGAAAUGAAGAUAGUUCAGCAAUGAGAAUAUGUUUAAAAAAGAUACAAAGAUCUUCUGAUUCUGCUAUUAAAGAAUUGAUCCCAGAUGGUUUCGCUUGUCAUCAUGCUGGAAUGUUACGUGUUGAUCGUAGUUUAGUAGAAAAGUUAUUUUCAGAUGGAUAUAUACGUGUACUAGUCUGUACAGCAACAUUAGCUUGGGGUGUUAAUCUACCAGCGCAUGCAGUUAUCAUUAAAGGUACACGUGUGUAUAAAGCUGAAAAAUCAGAUUUUGUCAAUUUAGAUGUAUUGGAUGUGUUACAAAUAUUUGGUCGUGCAGGUCGACCACAGUUUGAUACACAUGGUCAAGCAAUUUUGAUAACUACACAAGAUUCAUUGACACAUUAUUUACGUUUAAUUACUAAUCAAGGACCAAUUGAAAGUACUUUAUUGAAUAAUUUACAUGAUCAUUUGAAUGCAGAAAUUGCUCUAGGUACUGUUUCUAAUAUCGAUGAAGCUGUGACAUGGCUUAGUUACACUUAUUUAUUUAUUCGUCUAAGGCAGAAUCCACUUCAAUACGGUUUGACUACAGCUGUACUUGAGCGUGAUCCAGAUCUAGUUGAAUUUUUGGGACGUGUUGUGCGUACUUGUGCAACAGAUUUAGAUGCUGCUGAAAUGAUACGUUAUGAACCAGCUACUGGUCAAUUAGCAUCUACAGAUCGUGGACGUACAGCUAGUUUAUAUUAUAUUCGUUAUGCAACUGCUGCUAUGGUGAAAGAUACACUGGAACCAACAAUGAUGAUUCCUCAACUAUUUUCAAUGUUAAGUGAAGCAUCUGAAUUUGCAUCGAUGAAAGUACGUGAAGAAGAAGGAACAGAACUUGUUGAUAUAAAGAAUAAAGUUUGUCAUCUACCUAUUCAACAAGCUGGUACAGUGGAUACAGAUGUUGUAGCCAAAGUGAAUGCUCUUCUUCAAGGUUAUAUAAGUCGUCAUAUACCAAGUUGUCAUUCAUUAACAUCAGAUAUGAAUUUUGUACAACAGAAUGCUGGACGUUUAGUUAGAUAUUUAUUUGAGAUUUCAUUGCGUCAAGGUUGGUCUCAAUGUGCUAGUAUUACGCUUACAUUAGCAAAAAUGUUUGAACAACGAUUAUGGGAUGGGCAAAGUCCAUUAUGGCAGUUCAUUGAAAAUGGUAAACAACGAUUAGUUCAACGUGUUGAAGAACUCCAUCUGUCGAUAGAUCGAAUUCGUGAAAUUGAUGUCAAUGAAUUAGCACUAUUGUUUCAUUAUCAGGGUAAAGAAGGUGCACGAGAGAUACGUCGUUUAGCUUCUUAUGUACCAAGAAUAGAGUUGAAUGUUGAAUCACAGCCUAUUACACGGACUAUAUUACGCGUUAAGCUUACCCUUGAACCUGAUUUCUCAUGGUCUAAUCAAAUUCAUGGAGUACAACAAUCAUAUUGGAUAUGGAUUGAAGAUCCUGAUCAAGGCGUAAUAUUUCAUUCAGAAUAUUGGACAUUGACAAAACGUAUGUACAGCUCAAAGGUGCCUCAAAUUUUAAAUUUCACUAUUCCAUUGUAUGAACCCCAUCCAAAUCAAUACUAUGUACGUGUUCUCAGUGAUUGUUGGCUUGGAGCAGAUUCUACUUGUCCAGUUUCAUUUAAACGACUUAUUCUACCAAGUAGUGAUCCACCUCAUACAGAUUUACUUCGAUUACAACCUCUACCAAUAACUGCUUUGAAAAAUUCCAAUUAUGAACUAUUAUACAAUUUUUCACACUUCAAUCCUAUUCAAACUCAACUAUUUCAUACAUUAUAUCAUCAAAAUGUGAAUGUUCUUUUGGGUGCACCAACAGGUUCUGGUAAAACUGUUGCUGCAGAAUUGGCCAUUUUUCGUGUAUUUAAUGAAUCACCUAAACAAAAGUGUGUAUACAUUGCCCCAUUGAAAGCGCUUGUACGUGAACGUAUUGAAGAUUGGAAUGUUAGAAUAGGCCAAAAGUUGAAGAAGCGCGUUGUUGAAUUAACUGGCGAUGUAACUCCCGACAUUCAACAUUUAAUACGAUCCGAUUUAAUAGUAACUACUCCUGAAAAAUGGGAUGGUAUUUCACGAUCAUGGCAACACAGAGCCUAUGUUCGUCAAGUUGCUUUAAUUGUGAUUGAUGAAAUUCAUUUACUCGGAGAAGAACGUGGUCCAGUCCUUGAAGUUCUUGUUUCACGAGCUAACUACAUAGCAAAUCAACUUGGUCAGUCUAUUCGAAUUAUUGGAUUGUCUACUGCUUUAGCAAAUGCACCAGAUUUAGCUGCUUGGUUACAUGUCCCAUCUACAAUGACAUCUAUAUCAGAGGUUGCUGCAAUCUCAGGUAUUGAUUAUGGUUUAACUGGUAGAGGUUUAUUCAAUUUUCGACCAUCUGUUAGACCAGUCCCUUUAGAAGUUCAUAUUCAAGGUUAUCCUGGUCGACAUUAUUGUCCACGUAUGGCUACAAUGAAUAGACCAAUUUAUCAAGCCAUUCGUAGUCAUUCACCUAUCAAACCAGUACUCAUCUUUGUAUCAAGUCGUCGACAGACUAGACUAACUGCUUUAGAUUUGGUUAGCUUUGUUGCAGCCUCAGAGAAUUCCAAGUGUUGGUUGCAUAUGAAACCAGAAGAAAUGGAAUUAAUCUGUGAAAAUAUUCAAGAAGCAAAUCUACGCCUUACUUUAUCCUUCGGUAUUGGAUUACAUCAUGCUGGUUUACAAAAUAAGGAUAGAUCAUUAGUUGAAGAGUUGUUUGCAAAUCAAAAAAUUCAAAUUUUAAUCGCUACUUCAACAUUAGCUUGGGGUGUAAACUUUCCAGCGCAUUUAGUUAUCGUCAAAGGUACUGAAUAUUAUGAUGGCAAAACAAAAACUUAUGUGGAUUAUCCAAUUACUGAUGUCCUUCAAAUGAUGGGACGUGCUGGACGUCCACAAUUUGAUGAUCAAGGCAAAGCUGUUAUUAUGGUACAAAAUUCAAAGAAAACAUUCUAUAAACGAUUUCUAUAUGAACCAUUCCCUGUAGAAAGUUAUUUACUUCAUGUACUACCAGAUCAUUUGAAUGCAGAAGUAGUGGCUGGAACAAUUACAACUAUGCAAGAAGCAUUAGAUUAUCUAACAUGGACUUUCUUUUUUCGACGUCUUUAUUCAAAUCCAUGUUAUUAUGGUUUAGAAGAAUGUGAACAAAAAUCUGUGAAUAACUUUUUAUCAGGAAUAAUUACAAGUGCUUGUCAACAAUUGACUGAUUCGUCAUGUUUACAAAAAGAUGAAAUAAAUGAACAGAGAUUAAUAUCAACACCACUUGGACGUUUAGCUUCAUAUUAUUAUUUAUCACAUUUAACUAUUAAAUUAUUCACGACCACAAUUAGAUCAACAUCUAGUGUACAUGAUCUUUUAAAAGUACUAUCAAGUGCACAUGAAUACUUUCUAUUACCUGUCCGACAUAAUGAAGAUGAAAUGAAUAAAGUAUUGGCAAGUCAACUACCUUUACCAGCCAUUGGUGCAAUGGAUUGUCCACAUACAAAAACUCACUUGUUAUUUCAAGCUCAUUUUUCACGUAUUGAAGAAUUACCAAUUGUUGAUUAUCGAACAGAUACACGAUCUGUACUAGAUCAAGCUAUAAGAAUAUUACAAGCUAUGUUAGAUGUUAGUGCAGAGUGCGGAUGGCUUCGUACUUGUUUAAAUUGCAUAAUUCUUAUGCAAAUGAUUACUCAAGGAUUAUGGGUUGAAGAAUAUGGUAGUAGUCUGUUACAAUUACCUAAAAUAACACGUGAACAUUUGGACUUGUUCAAAGGUGGUCGUAAUAAAAAUAUCAAUUCGUUACCUGAACUUAUCGACUAUGUGGCAUAUUCACCCAAUCGGUUAGAUUCAAUGCUUCAAGGUCAUAUCGAACAAAAUAUUAUCAAUCUUGUAAAACAGACAAUUAAACGUUUCCCAAUUAUCGAAAUACGUUCUUGUUUAGUUGGUCCAGAUCCAUCAUUAUCAUCUACACUAUCAAUAACAUCUCAAUCAGUUCGAGUAUUUACUAUAAAUAAUAUUGGUCAAAGUUCAAAUUGUCUUGAUGUUUAUGCAGAUACAGAAUAUGUUCUUCGUGUAGAAUUAAUACGUUCAGCUAUUGAUGAGACAAAUGGAAAUAAGCCAGUUAUCACUGCCUCUUUAAUCAAAUCUAAACUAUAUGAAGGUUGGUUUCUAUUAUUGGGUAAUUGUUAUAUGAAUAUGAAUAAUGGUGGAGAAUUGUUAGUUUUAAAACGUGUCUCAUCACAAAUGAUUAUAAUGAAUAAUAAUAAGUUAUCAUUGAAAUUAUUAAAGAAUAAAAGGUAUUUUAUUAAUUUAAUGAUUAAAUUUCCAUCUCCAAUCAUAUUGCCAAAUGUUAAUAUUGAAUCAAGACAACGUUAUCAGUUAACUUUAUUUCUAAUGUCAGAUACCUAUUUAGGAUUAGAUCAACAGAUUGAUUUAUUUUUUGAUGUUAUUUGUAAACCUUGUAAUAAGUUUAACUAUAAUGAUUGUGCUGUGAACUCUGAUUUGAUCGAAAUCGAUGAUGAUGAAUUGUGA
Messenger RNA from Heterobilharzia americana, 4536 nucleotides. Lineage: Eukaryota; Metazoa; Platyhelminthes; Trematoda; Strigeidida; Schistosomatidae. The record is from the annotation of a GenBank genome assembly.